CUGUACGUAGUCUAGGCCCAUAUGUUUUCCACGUCGCAUGUCCACUUGUUCGGGGGGCAUUCUGACUGAGUGGUGGAGAGGCAUACUGUUAUCGGUAGCCACGUUCUUCGUAAGUCUCCGAGGUUCCAAGUGAACUGUACAAUCGGUAGCUACCAGCACAAUGCCCAUCCGAACAGCAAUAAUCGGCGGUGGCCUCUCCGCGCGGGUGUUUCACGCUCCGUUUGUGUCAUUCAAUCCUCGGUUCAAGUUGACGUGCUUCGUCAGGACGAAACAAGAAGUUGUUGAUGGGUUCGAAUCGAUCCCUGUGGAGACCUCGAUAGAGAAUGUCUUGCAAAGACAGGACAUAGAUGCAGUCAUCAUCACCUCCCCUACGAGUCUGCACUAUGACCACGUGGCGUCGGCUCUGAAUGCCGGAAAGCACGUGGUUGUUGAGAAACCCUUUGCCCCCACUAGUCGGGAGGCCGAGACUCUCGUGGCCUUGGCCGAGGAUAAAGGCUUGGUCCUUGCGGUGUAUCAGAAUCGGCGCUGGGAUGGAGACUUCUUAACCGUCUCGAAACUAAUCUCUGAGGCCGGAGGACUUGGCCGGGUGGUGGAAUUGGAAAGCAGAUUCGAGCGUUAUCGUUACUCCGUAAGAAAAGGAGCUUGGCGGGAGAUGGACUUACCUGGCAGCGGCCUCCUUUACGACUUAGGAUCACACCUGAUCGACCAGGCUUUUACUCUGUUUGGCCAGCCGCAUUCCAUUACCGCCUUCGUGCAAAACCUUCGACAACUGUCUGCGCCCACGGAUGAUGCAUUCACAAUCAACCUUCACUACACAACUCCCCAUCCCAAGUUAGUCACUUUGAAAGCGACAAUGCUGGCUAAACGGCCGGGAACGAGGUUUACAGUUCAUUUCACGGGUGGUUCCUAUGUCAAGUACGGUCUGGAUCCGCAGGAGGAGCAGUCCCGAGCUGGUCUUUCCGUCAUGGAUCCGAAAUUCGGCGUGGAGUCGCCGGAAAAGUACGGCACUCUUUGGAGAGCAGAUGAUUCUGGUGACGGGGGACAGGCGGUUCCCACAUUGAGAGGAACAUACGGAGCGUUCUAUGAAAACGUGGCCGAUGCGAUUGAGGGAGGUGGAAGUGCGGCGUUAAAAGUUCAACCAAAGGAGGCAGCCAAUGUGAUCCGCUUGAUUGAGAUUGCCAUUAGGAGUUCGAAGGAAGGAAGAACAAUCGUAGUUUGAACUUCUCGAUAGCCUUGCUAGGCUAUCCAAUGUACAUUUACAUCACUGUUUUC
Molecule: messenger RNA, 1272 nt
Organism: Fimicolochytrium jonesii
Lineage: Eukaryota; Fungi; Chytridiomycota; Chytridiomycetes; Spizellomycetales; Powellomycetaceae
Product: oxidoreductase domain-containing protein
Exons: 3
Coding region: 161-1219 (352 amino acids)
Molecular function (GO): nucleotide binding
Source: RefSeq, a predicted model, not a curated record